AUGGCAGGAGGUAUACAAACGUUGGGAAAUCUAAUUCUGAUCGCCAGUCUCAAUAUCGUGCGAUCAAACACCGAUUUUUUCGGUCGGGAAUUGUUCGGGACGAAAACACCCUAUCUGUGGUCCAGACAGAACGUCGAUAUGACAGACAGGACGUUUGUACAGCACAACGGACGGACAUGUCGUGCGCUGUAUGUGGACGGACUAUACAGACACGGUGCGCGUUAUCCAAGUCCCAAAUGGAUUAACCGGAUGAAUGAACUGCAAACGCUUUUAAGUACCGGAGGUGGCAUUAAUCAGUUCGUGGUGGAUUGGGUAAAUGCCUUCACAGCAGAAAAAGGAGCUCAGCUGUCUGCUCUCGGACAUCAGGAAAUGGUAGUUCUCGGGGAGAGACUUGGCUCCCGAUUUAAAAGUCUCCUCAAUGAUCAAAGUGACAAAAUAAUGUUUUACUCGUCCAAGAAGGAUAGAACCAGAGACAGUGCGACAUAUUUUCAGAAGGGACUGGGUGAUAAACUCGGCACCAUCAUCUCCAUACCGGUCACUCUUGACAAUCUGAUGUUACGAUUCUACGACACAAUGCCGUUCAUGAACAAGGAUGAGACAUUCGAAGAAUACGACAAAUUUCUGCAUGGACCCGAAAUGACCAAAGUGGUAUCCGAUGUCAACAAUGCCGUUCUCAGCGGUCACUUCAACCUGUCGGUUUAUCACGUGGCGACAAUACAACAGAUAUGUGCGUUCGAGCUUGGAUUUUUCAACUCGUCUGACUGGUGUAAUUUCCUCAGCAUUGCGGGGCUGGAGGUGAUGGACUACGCCGGGGAUAUAGAGAAAAACAUAGAAGACGGAUACCGGUACAAGAUCACUUCGCAGAUGGCGUGUCCACUGUUCAAACACAUGUUUCAGCAGAUGGACAACGUAGUAACUAACCAGGCCAACAGAUCCCUGGCCUCGUUCCGGUUUGGUCAUUCGGGUUCGGUGUCCCCUGUUUACACCGCACUGGGUUUGUUCAACGGAUCCAAACAUUUUCUUGCCACGGAUUAUCAAGUAAACGCCAACCGGAAGUACCGUAGUAGUGUUAUACUUCCGUUCUCUGCGAAUCUGGUCACCACCUUAUAUAAAUGCGGCUCGGAUUACAUGGUUAAGAUGCUGGUCAACGAGGAGGAAGUGGACAUCCCGGCGUGUGGUGCCAGUAUGUGUCCCUAUAGGACAGUGAAGGAACACUAUAGACAGUUUAUCAACUGUGACUAUGAUAACAUUUGUGAGAAUUCUGAUACCAACACUGGGACGAGAACUGUAGUAUCUGUGCUGAUAUCCAGUGUAAUCAUGCUCUCUCUACUAUUAUAG
Ylistrum balloti is the source of this 1338-nucleotide messenger RNA. RefSeq names its product multiple inositol polyphosphate phosphatase 1-like. The coding region runs from base 1 to 1338 and encodes 445 amino acids. Lineage: Eukaryota; Metazoa; Mollusca; Bivalvia; Pectinida; Pectinidae. Gene Ontology annotation, molecular function: acid phosphatase activity; inositol phosphate phosphatase activity. The transcript is spliced from 4 exons. The record is from RefSeq and is a predicted model, not a curated record.